AAUUAUAUUUACCUGCUGCAAUCGCCUCCUAAUAAUCGGAGGACUGGCUGCAGCAAGCAGCAGCAGGUUGUGUGUGGUUGGUGGUGACUCUCUUGCUCAGUCCAUGCGCUUUUUGACUUUUUUUUUAUCCCCGAGACAAAUGUAGACAAAAAAAAGAACGAGAAAAGAGCUCUGUGGACGGUAACGACAUAGAAAGAAACCACAAAUAUCCCGGGAUCAUUGGAACAAUAACGCUCACGAACGGGGACGCGCACUGUGCAACAGCAGGGCUGUUUUUGUUACUGCAGAAGAAAAGGACUUGGAAAAAAUCUAAACAGUAAGAUCUUCUUGGAGAUAACCUGUACAUAACAUGAUUUUAUAACAGUAACAACCGUUUUGCAUAUAAAUGCAGAAUUAAUAUGACUCAAGAUCAUUAAUGUUUGGAAGUGAAGCGAAGAAGUCUCGUUAAAAAAUAGCGUCGUUUUUAAAUAACAAAAGCAUAUACCCUCAGGGGUACCGAGGUACCGUAACUUGCAUUGUGUCUCUCAGUUCUAUUCAUUUAGCAAUGUGGUCAGAUAAAGGGCUUUGAAGACGGAGUCGUCGUGCUAUUAAUUCUUCCCAGAAGUCGGAAACAGAAAAAUCAACACAUUGUUCGUACAGGAAACCAGGAUUAAGUAACUCGCAUCACAACUGUAAGGGAUUGUGUGGGAAAAUGUAAUGAAACUAAAUUGUUGAAGGGGAAAUUGACAUUCUCUUCAAGAUUUAGGAGGUCUCGCAUGAAACAUUAGACCAGCGAUACUAUAACAAGUCUACAAAUCUCUCCGAUCAGUGUAGUUUAACUGUGUAUUUAAAUGUUACAUUUCAUAAUCCAAGGGGCAUAACUGGAAUAUGUUGAUGUGAUUUUAAAAAGUCGUCACAUUUAUUGGAGUUGCUGAAUGUUAAGGUUUUGAAUACCUCCCUAGGACUCGAGCUAUAGUGUUGACUGGAUUACUGUACUGCACUUCCGAACUUCCUGGAUCUAGAACGCCGCGACCAAACAGUAACAAUACAGGAGUCUGUGAUUCGAACAACAUCGGAACCCGGUUCAACUGCUCGCCAUGGCGGCUGUUGUGAACUACUCGCCUCCUUGGUGGGCGAACCUGUUACACAAGCUCCCUCAUUUCAAUCUCCAGUUUGAACAAAUAAGCGGCGAAUUCCGUCCUGAAGAUUCUGAAUACCAGGAGUCGUUGCUGCUGCUGGGGGCUGUGGCGCUGGCCUGCCUUGCUCUGGACCUCCUCUUCCUCCUCUUCUACUCCUUCUGGCUGUGCUGUCGCCGUCGGAAGAGCGAAGAACCGGCGAACGCCGACUGCUGCUGCACCGCCUGGUGUGUCAUCAUCGCCACGCUCGUGUGCAGUGCUGGCAUUGCUGUAGGUUUCUAUGGGAACGGCGAAACCGGCGAUGGAAUCCACCGGCUCACAUACUCCCUCCGGCACGCCAACCGAACCGUGGCGGGAGUGCAGAAAUUGGUUUCUGAGAGCACCACCUCCUUGAACCAGACUGUGGACGUGGGUCUCGGCGAGCUGGAGGUGAAGUACCAGAAGCAUGCUGAUUACCUGUCCAUCGUGCAGAAGCUGCAGGGCCAGCUGGAUGAGCUGGUGCGACAGGUGAUCGAGAUCCCCUUCUGGAGGAACAACGAGGUCUCUCUGGAGGAGUUGGCUGUGAGAACUGAGCUCUAUGACUGGUACAGGUGGCUGGGGUACCUCAGUCUGCUGCUCUUCGAUGUGCUCAUCUGUCUGCUUGUGCUCUUUGGACUCAUCCGUAAUUCCAAGGGCACUCUCAUUGGGGUCUGUUUCCUGGGAGUGUUGACCCUGAUUAUCAGCUGGGCAUCACUGGGUCUGGAACUAGCAGUUUCCGCGGGUUCCAGUGAUUUUUGCGUGUCCCCCAACAUAUACAUCUCCAAAGUCGUGGAAGAGAAUGACGUUAUCAGUAAAGAUAUUCUGCAGUAUUACCUGAAAUGUGACACUGGGCACCCAAACCCUUUCCAACAGAAACUGUCAGGGAGUCACAAAGCCCUUGUUGAGAUGCAGGAUGAUGUGGCAGAACUGCUGAGGUCGGCUAUCCGCGAAUACCCUCAGACCAAGGGGACUCUAGAACAAAUCCAGGGGGUGUUGAACUCCACAGAGAUCAGCCUCCACCAGCUCACUGCCCUGACUGAUUGUCGCAGCCUGCACAUGGAUUACGUCCAAGCCCUGACAGGGUUGUGUUAUGAUGGAGUUGAAGGCCUCAUCUAUCUGGUUCUCUUCUCCUUCGUCACCGCCCUCAUGUUCAGCUCCAUCGUCUGCAGUGUCCCACACACCUGGCAGCACAAGAGUACACCUCUAGCAUGAGAGCAAAAUACCUCGCCACAAACCAGCCCGAAUCCAACAGUCCUGCGCACUAAGGACCCCCCAACCUGCAUGCCGCUGAAAACAAAUUGGGGACCAUCCACCUUCCAGACUCUUCCAACUGUCCAACAGUCACUCAAAUCCCUCGCUAGGCAAAGCUGUUUUCUCUUUCAACCUUCGGUCCGGAAAUUGGAGCCUUUUCAGCUGAUCACGGCUUGUGAUGUCCCUAAUACUCAUGGAUGUGCACUUGUAAGUCUCCUGUUAUUGUGUAAAGAUCUGCCCUGAUCUCAAGUUUAACGCCAGGCAGAUUCCAAUGUUUUUAUUAACCUGCCACCACCUGCUCUACAGAAUCAUUCAUUUUUCACCAGGCAUACUUGCGAUGCUGUUGAAAUAGUCUGCUCUGGAAUUACCUUUUUAAUAAAUAUUAUAAAAAUCCA
Acipenser ruthenus (sterlet) is the source of this 2779-nucleotide messenger RNA. RefSeq names its product protein tweety homolog 3-like. The coding region runs from base 1077 to 2345 and encodes 422 amino acids. The record is from RefSeq and is a predicted model, not a curated record. NCBI's taxonomy places the organism in Eukaryota, Metazoa, Chordata, Actinopteri, Acipenseriformes, Acipenseridae. Gene Ontology annotation, molecular function: volume-sensitive chloride channel activity; intracellularly calcium-gated chloride channel activity. The transcript has 12 exons. Gene Ontology annotation, cellular component: plasma membrane.